AUGAAUACAGAGGAGAAACCAUAUAGCUGUGAACUUUACAACAAGGCCUUUUCACAGAAGCAUAAUUUGAGUAAAAUUGCAACAGAGAAGCCAUACAAAUGUGAGAUUGAAACCAAGAACUUUUCGCAUAUAGCUAAUCUAGCGCUUCAUAGGAGAUUACACACAGAGGAGAAGCCAUACAGCUUAAUCCACAUGAGAGUACAACACAAAAAAGAAGCCACACAGUUGCAAGCAUUUGCAAUAAAGCCUUCUCAUGAAGAAGUAGUCAAAAUAAACCACAUGAGAGUUCAUACACAGGAGGGAAACCCUAUAACUGUGACAUUUGCAAUAAGGCAUUCUAUGUGA
This is a messenger RNA of Penaeus monodon (black tiger shrimp), 345 nucleotides long. Its product is annotated as gastrula zinc finger protein XlCGF8.2DB-like. The record is from RefSeq and is a predicted model, not a curated record. The transcript has 3 exons. Lineage: Eukaryota; Metazoa; Arthropoda; Malacostraca; Decapoda; Penaeidae. Gene Ontology annotation, biological process: regulation of transcription by RNA polymerase II. Bases 1 to 345 code for a protein of 114 amino acids. Gene Ontology annotation, molecular function: DNA-binding transcription factor activity; RNA polymerase II cis-regulatory region sequence-specific DNA binding.